Messenger RNA from Lodderomyces margitis, 492 nucleotides. Its product is annotated as glutathione peroxidase. Gene Ontology annotation, biological process: response to oxidative stress. The record is from RefSeq and is a predicted model, not a curated record. Lineage: Eukaryota; Fungi; Ascomycota; Pichiomycetes; Serinales; Debaryomycetaceae. Gene Ontology annotation, molecular function: glutathione peroxidase activity. The transcript has a single exon. Bases 1 to 492 code for a protein of 163 amino acids.
AUGUCCAAAUUCUACGACUUAACUCCACUCGAUAGUAAAGGAAACCCAUACCCAUUCUCCGAAUUGAAGGGCAAAGUUGUGCUCAUUGUUAAUGUUGCUUCCAAGUGUGGCUUUACUCCUCAAUACGAAGGGCUUGAGAAAUUGAACAAGGAAUUUGAAGGUAAACCAGUGCAAAUUUUGGGCUUCCCAUGUAACCAAUUCGGUAACCAAGAGCCAGGUUCAAAUGAAGAAAUUGGAUCAUUCUGCAAGCUAAACUAUGGUGUUACAUUCCCUGUAUUAGCCAAGAUUGACGUUAAUGGUAGCAAUGCCUCACCUGUUUACCAGUACUUGAAGAGUCAAAAGUCAGGCUUGUUGGGUUUGACUAGAAUUAAGUGGAAUUUUGAAAAAUUCUUGAUUGACCAGAAUGGAAAUGUCGUGGAGAGGUUUAGUUCGUUGGCCAAACCUGCAGAUAUUGCUCCAAAAAUAGAGCAUUUGUUGAAGAACACCAAGUAG